Molecule: messenger RNA, 533 nt
Organism: Fusarium redolens
Lineage: Eukaryota; Fungi; Ascomycota; Sordariomycetes; Hypocreales; Nectriaceae
Exons: 4
Coding region: 92-430 (112 amino acids)
Biological process (GO): respiratory electron transport chain
Cellular component (GO): mitochondrion
Source: RefSeq, a predicted model, not a curated record
UUGGCGAUGGUGUAAUGCAGACGUUGAAUCUAAAAUUCUGUGGCUGGAGCUAUAGCGAGGCUGAAGUGGGGGUCUACGCUACAGUCUGGGCAUGGCCGCGACGGCAUCAUACAUCAUCGGUAUUCCACGGCUGUAUGAGACCCUGAGCUAUACACAAACACAGUUGAUAAUGAGUUUGAAUCCGCAAUUAAGACGGCAAGUCAUCGCCAUAUAUAAAGAGCUUCUGUAUUUGGGAAGAGAGUAUCCCCUCGGCUUUGGCUACUUUCGACCUCGUCUUCAUAAGGCCUUCAUUUCAAAAGCUGGGGAACGUGAUGAGAAUAAGAUCCGUCAGGGAAUUGCCCAGGCCGAGUAUGUAAAGAAAGAGAUUGAAGCAUUGUACUACUUGAAAAGGUAUCGCACAUUGAGAAAACGAUAUGACGCCAACGCGUAAAAGGGAAGGGGGGUAUGUGUAUGUAGAAGAUGCUGAUCGAGGUUCUUUGGGACGUUGAGGUCCAGGGUGUGUGUAGUUAUUGUGUCAGGGAAAGCAUUCCAGU